AAUGGGGUGGGGGGUGAGGUAUGGGGUAGAGAGGGAUGGUGGUAAAUCCUUCAUAUGCCUAAUUUUGUACGCGUUUCUCUUUCUUCCAUUUCCUUUUCCAAGAUUGCAACAAAAGCCACGGAAGAAUUUCAAAACAUCUGAUUAAAAAGAAGAAUUCAACGUUACUACUUUCACAAAGAGUCAGACAGAGAAAGUCCCAGAGACACCAGCAUUCCUCACAGAGACGCUCCUAUACACGCCACUUGACCUGAGAACUGAGACAACACUAUGGGGAUCUUAUAUUCAGAGCCCAUUUGCCAAGCAGCUUACAUGGAUGAAAUCCAACAGGUUUACCAACUGCUCAAGGCUGAUCCAAAGAAGUUAAAUGUUCAAGAUGAAUUAUUUGGAGACUCCCCACUCAUAGCUGCCUGUCGGAGUGGGAACGUCAGCAUUGUCAAAUACCUUUUAGAUCUAAACGCUGAUGUAUCCAUUAAAAACAAGAAACAAAGGACUUGCCUGCACUAUGCUGCAAAAAGAACAUUUUCCUUCUUGGAUUAUCUCAUGAUUGUUAUUCUCAUGCCUAUCCUAUUGAUUGGAUAUCUUAUAAUGAUCAUGAAACAGAAACAGCAUGUAAACCUGCUGGAGAUGGUUAUAAACAGUAAAGCAGACGUUAACGCUGUAGAUUAUAAAGGCAACACUGCACUUCACUACGCUUGCCAGUGUAAAAGUCACAAAAUCGUUCCACUGUUACUGAUGGCAAAUGCUGAUAUUUCAAUCCAAAACAAAGAGGGUGAAACGCCACUGGAUAUUGCAAUCAGACUCAAAUUCAACAAAAUUGUAGUGAUGCUGGAAAAAUCUAAAUGACAAUGUUACCUAUUUGAGUACAAAAGGAUCAUUUGAAAUAAUAGCCUGUAUUUUAAAGUCUACAAUGAAAAGAUGCGAACUCUGAAAUGUGAACUUUACAACAUGAGUGCAAAUGCCUUUUCAAAAUGUUUAUACACAAAUAAUUUAAAUACACAAAGGACACAGGCUUACAAUUGUACAGCUUUUGAAAUAAGUUACAGUAUUAGGUAUUGGAAGUUACACAGCAUCAUUAUGAAAAGGCUUAAAAGGAGUAGUGUUAAUUGUGUUUUGUGUUUAAUGUGUCCAGACUGACAAUACUGUACUGUUUCCACUAUAAUAGUGAUUCAUGUGAAAUGUUUUAUAUAUGGUAAAACCACUUUUUUUUGCACAGUUGUCAUGUAUUUCAAAUUUAAAUCUAUGUUUAAAACAUUAAAAAUCUACAUCAUACAUCUAUUAUGUAGGGGUUCUUUUUUAAGUAUUGUUAGUUGUUGCAUGUCUACUCACAUUACCAGUAAUUCUAUAAGACAUGAGGGUAUUUAUUUUGUACAAUUAAUAUCCUCCCUUUUAGUUCCCUGUUGAGGUUUAAAAUGAAUGUGAUGGGUUUUUUUUUUAAUUACAAAUGUUUAUUGGUUUUGAGGCCACUGAUUAUAAAAUAAGUAAAAUAAUCCUUCAUUAAAAAACAUGCUUUGGUCAGUGCAUUUGGAAAAUGUAAAUCAUGAUUUUCAAAUUGGGGAAGAAAAAAAAAACAGAUUACAAAAAU
This is a messenger RNA of Silurus meridionalis, 1582 nucleotides long. RefSeq names its product ankyrin repeat domain 22 (gene ankrd22). Gene Ontology annotation, molecular function: protein binding. The transcript has 6 exons. Bases 268 to 843 code for a protein of 191 amino acids. The record is from RefSeq and is a predicted model, not a curated record. Lineage: Eukaryota; Metazoa; Chordata; Actinopteri; Siluriformes; Siluridae.